AUGUCAGUUUUCGUAACAGGUGCCACUGGCUACAUUGCUCAACAUGUGGUCAAGGAGCUCUUGGCACAAGGAUACAAAGUGAUUGGAUCAGUGAGGUCAGAAGCAAAAGGGGAGUACUUAUCAAAACUAAUUAAUUCACCACAAUUUUCUUUUGCCGUUGUUCCUGAUAUUGCUGCCGAAGGGGCCUUUGAUCAUGUAUUGCAGGAACACGAGAGUAUUGGGACCUUCAUUCAUACUGCAAGUCCAGUUGAUUUUGAAGUAAGCGACAUUCAGACUGGUCUUUUGGACCCUGCCAUAGAAGGUACAAAGAACGUUUUAUUGGCGGUUGAGAAGUAUGGCAAGAACGUCAGAAAUGUCAUUGUCACAUCCUCCACUUCUGCUGUUCGUGAUGUAAGUGGCAAGAGGCCCUCAAACAGUCUCCUCACUGAAUCGUCGUGGAAUGAAAUUUCAAUUGAACAGGGAUUGAAAAAUCCAAGAUUGGGCUAUGCUGCCGCUAAAACAUUUGCUGAAAAGGAAGUUUGGAAGUUUGCGAAGGAAAAUCAAGACAAAUUUAAUGUGACAACGGUCAACCCCACCUAUGUGUUUGGACCUCAAGCAUUCAAAGUUCAAAAUAAGGAUCGCUUGAAUGACUCCGCAGAGUACGUGAACAAAAUUUUGAAAUUGAAACCAGACGAAAAGAUUCCUACAUUUGUUGGAUUGUUUAUCGACGUGAGAGACGUUGCCAGAGCACAUGUGGCGGCAAUUAAAAACCCAAAGGAGUUCAAUGGACAAAGAUUGGUGCUUAUAAACUCUGCGUGGACAAACGAACUUCUUGCAGCAAUUAUCAAUAAGCAGUUCCCAGAAGUUGCCAUCCCCAAGGGAAGCAUCGGGGCCAGUGACGAGGAGUUGAAAAAGGCAGACUUAAAGUGGGAUAAUUCAAAGACAAAGCAGCUCUUAGGCUUUGAAUUUAUUCCAAUUGAAAAAUCCGUUACUGAUGCUGUCCAACAACUCCUUGACUCGUAA
Molecule: messenger RNA, 1002 nt
Organism: Lodderomyces theae
Lineage: Eukaryota; Fungi; Ascomycota; Pichiomycetes; Serinales; Debaryomycetaceae
Exons: 1
Coding region: 1-1002 (333 amino acids)
Molecular function (GO): oxidoreductase activity, acting on the CH-OH group of donors, NAD or NADP as acceptor
Source: RefSeq, a predicted model, not a curated record